AUGAAUACGACAGAAACUGCUGAAGGGUCGUCAUGUAAAGGACAAGAAAAUGGCGACGCAUCAAAUGAAUCUGAGCGCCCACUCAAGAAAGCACGUUUUGCGUGGCAAGUCAAAGGCAAAUACCAUUUAAAAAAUGAUGCAAAUGAUACAGUCAAAGCAUCUUCAACAACAUCACCAGAUCCUGACACAGCUUUACCCUCUGGUAGUGGAAGUAGCAGUAGCAACAGAGACACUGAACAAAAGUUAGAAAUAUUUGGAGAUUAUUUAAUGAAACAAGACUUCCAGACCCUUGACUGUGUAAUUUCUGCCCCCGACGAGUCUCUUACGCCCAGUACAAGUAUACCAGUAAACGAAAGGUUGCCUUAUCCGCGAUAUAUGAGUUCCUAUGAACAGAAUAUGCCUAACAGUGUAUUUAAAAAAAACAGUGAAAGUAGUAACAUCACAAAAACCCUUCCUUCCUCAGUGGUAGUUGCACCAAGUUUUACAGAAGAUCAGUGCAUAGCUCGCUGGCAGAUAAUACAGAUGGUCAGAGGUUUUAUUGAUAACACCAUAAACCGAGUAUUGGAUCUUGAGCUACAACCUCCAUUACCGCCUGAAGAUGGUCGCUUCUAUUAUGUGGCCCGUGAUGUAGCAGAUUUCAUAAACAAUUUACCUGGAGACAACAGUAUUGAAAAUGAAGGAAUACUUAUGGCAAUAUCUGCACAUGGAUUACAACACCCAAGAAAUUCUUACAGUAACAUUCACAUAGAGAACAGUAACCGUAAUAGAGUACCAGAUGAUGCAGACAAUAUUCAUCUAUUGACACCCUUGCCCUCUGAUGAUGAAUCUCAUGAACCAGUGAACAAUAUCAACGAAUGUGAUACUGAUACAUCCUCUAAUGAUUUAGAUAUGUCAUGGUCAUAUGAUGAUCAAAAAAAUGAAAACAGUGACAUGACUGUGUUUCCACUAUUUCCAGACUCUACUAAUUUGUCAUAUCAAAGUGUUAAUGAAAGUCCUCAGAAUUCCAGCACUGAAUGUGAAGUAAUUGAAAACCCUGUUGACAAUCACUGUGAUUUUGUGGAUGAGGCGAUUUUAUUUGCUAUACAAAGCAAAGGAUUGACCACAUUUGGUUCUGAUUAUGGCUAG
Arctia plantaginis is the source of this 1125-nucleotide messenger RNA. NCBI's taxonomy places the organism in Eukaryota, Metazoa, Arthropoda, Insecta, Lepidoptera, Erebidae. The record is from the annotation of a GenBank genome assembly.